Penicillium subrubescens is the source of this 1230-nucleotide messenger RNA. RefSeq names its product FAD/NAD(P)-binding domain-containing protein. The record is from RefSeq and is a predicted model, not a curated record. Gene Ontology annotation, molecular function: FAD binding. The coding region runs from base 1 to 1230 and encodes 409 amino acids. The transcript has a single exon. NCBI's taxonomy places the organism in Eukaryota, Fungi, Ascomycota, Eurotiomycetes, Eurotiales, Aspergillaceae.
AUGGCUCCUUUGAAAGUCCUCAUCUGCGGCGGAGGCUGCGCUGGCCCAGCACUAGCUUUCUGGCUAGCCCAAACCGGCCACCAAGUGACUAUUGUCGAGCGCUUUCCAGCUCUCAGAUCUGGAGGUGCACAGAUCGACCUGCGCGGUGCAGGAAUUGAAGCCGUCAAGCGCAUGGGGCUCCUUGAGGCCAUCCAGGGCAAGCUUGUCGACGAACGAGGUACAGCUAUAGUGGACUCCAAUGGCAAUGUCAAAGCUACCAUCAUGGCCAACAAAUCUGGCCAGGGCGCCCAGACUUUGACGUCUGAGUAUGAGAUUAUGCGAGGCGACUUGGUGCGCAUACUCAAUGAAGCGACCAAGGACAAUGUACACUACAUGUUCGGCAAAACAGUUGAGAGCUUUUACCAAGAUGAAAAGCAAGUCAUUGCUCGUUUCUCAGAUGGCUCCUCGGGCACAUAUGAUAUUCUCGUCGGUGCUGACGGUCAGGGUUCACACAUUCGAAGAGCGAUGUUGUCUCUAGAUAGUCCUGACCCUUACUAUCGGUUAGGGACCCAUGUGGCCUACUAUUUUAUUCCGCGCAUCAAGUCAGAUACCAACAUGAAGACAGUGUACAAUUGCACCGGGGGACGCAUGAUUAUGCGUCGAAGCCAUAGCCCGACCGAAACACAGGUCUUGCUCUUUCUAAAGGACGACUCUCCUGAGAUAUCAAGCCUUUCCAAGGCCUCGGUUGAACAGCAGAAGGCCUUCUGGGCUCAGCGAUUUCGCGAUGCCCGAUGGCAGACCGACAGAUUUCUUGCAGGUAUGGAAGCCACAGAUAACUGGUACUGCCAGGAAGUCGUACAAGUGCGCACAAAUACAUGGCAUCAGGGUCGAGUAGUGCUUCUUGGGGAUGCUGCACACUGCCCAUCGCCCUGGAGUGGAAUGGGCACCUCGAGUGCUCUUGUCGGGGCAUACGUCUUGGCUGGAGAGAUCAAUCGGCACCCAGAUGAUCUCGCUCAAGCCUUUGUGGCCUAUGACAAAGUUCUACGACCAUAUGUGAAUGAGUGUCAAGAAGUUCAUACUUCGUUGAUCAAGCUGGCCAUGCCGAAAUCUUGGUGGGGAGUUGCUAUUCUCCGGUUCGUCUUUCGGGCGUCAUGCUUUCUUCGUCUGCCCGAGUUGAUGUCGAGAUUCUCGACCGAAAGGGACGGUGGUUGGCAGCUUCCUGAUUUUGCAGAGCUUCGGAGGAGUCAGUGA